This is a messenger RNA of Rhodotorula graminis WP1, 1338 nucleotides long. RefSeq lists its product as uncharacterized. The record is from RefSeq and is a predicted model, not a curated record. The coding region runs from base 1 to 1338 and encodes 445 amino acids. Gene Ontology annotation, biological process: DNA repair. Gene Ontology annotation, molecular function: ATP-dependent polydeoxyribonucleotide 5'-hydroxyl-kinase activity; double-stranded DNA binding; polynucleotide 3'-phosphatase activity. The transcript is spliced from 9 exons. Lineage: Eukaryota; Fungi; Basidiomycota; Microbotryomycetes; Sporidiobolales; Sporidiobolaceae.
AUGUCCUCCUCGACCGGCAAGCGCGCUGCCGCCCCUCCUUCUCCCGACGACGCUCGCCCGCUCAAAGCUCCCCGCCUCGACGACACCUCGCCCAUCGUCGAGCGCAGCAUCCAGUCGGUGCGCUGGCUCGCCAACGUCGGCGAGCUCAAGUCGGUCCUGCACGCCGUGUACGGCCACCCUCAGCCGAGCAGCAAGAUCGCCGUCUUCAGCCUCGAACACACGCUCAUCAAGCCCAAGCUCCUCGUCCAGCACUUUACGGGCACGACCGAGUGGAGGUGGUUCACCGAGGACGACCGCGUCAAGGACAAGUUGCGCGAGCUGCACGACGACGGGUACGCCCUCGUCAUCUUUGCGACCCUCACGUCGUCGGGCAAGGAGCACGUCGACGAGUUCAAGGGGCGCAUCGCCAACGUCCUGCGCGACCUCAACCUUCCGGUCCGCAUCUUCACGUCGACAGCCUUUGACCCGUACCGCAAGCCUGCGCCGGGCGCCUUCAUCGAGUUCGAGCGCCGCUGGAACCUCGGCAAGACGAUCGACAUGGACCAGUCGUUCUCGGUCGGCUCGGCAGCUGGAGCGUCAGGGAGCUUGUUUGACUGGGACUUGAAAUUCUCGGUCAACGUCGGCCUUUCCUUCCAGACGGCCGAGCAGUACUUCCUCGGCGAGCCCGGCGACACCAACUGGCGCUUCACGGGCUGGCUGGCGAGGAAACACGACCACGACGUCCCCAUGUUCAUGCCGACCAACAGGAGGCUCGUCAUGAAGAAGCAGAGGAGCGAGUGGGACGACCCCGUCUUCGAGGUCGUCUUCUUCAUCGGCCCGCCCAGCUGCGGCAAGACGCACAUGUGGACGACGAGGUUCGAGGGCAAGGACUACGUUCGUGUUACGUCCACCGACCCUGUCCAGCUCCAGCGCCUCCUCGAGCGCGACUCUCCCACCUCCAUCGUCGUCGACGCCCCUCUCCCGACCCGCGCCGCUCGCCGCGCCCUCAUCCGCCUCGUCGAGAAACACAGCCGGGCCGAGCACGGCGUGCGCGCGUUCGUGUGGAACGUCGACGAGGACCUCGCCAAGCACAACCACGUCUUCUGGUGGCUGCACGGCAAGGGUGGCGGCGAGGCGACGGGCGGCGUCGGCGAGAGGCCGGCGUGGCUCGGCGAAGAGGACUGGAGGAGCUGGUUCGCCAAGUACGAGUCGGUCAACUUUGAGGAGAAGUACGAGGAGGUCAAGCGCAUCGAGUUCAUCUUCGACAAAGCCUCGUUCGGCGAGGACCGCUUCAAGCAGUGGCGCGAGCAGUUCCUCAGCUGCUACCCUCGCGACCCGACGAGGCAGGCGUGGAAGUGA